AUGCUCUUGGACAAGAAGACCUAUGGGGCUGUGAGGAAGAAUGGACGGCAGGCCGAGAAGAGUCAAGUGUUGUGGCUUGAGAGAAAACCUUAUAGCCUCCACAGGGAUAAGACAUGCACAACCACUGUCGAGGGAAUGGCUCCACCACAAAAGAUUCUCUUUUCCCCGGAGAAGAUUUUCAUGGACUGGCAGCAACGACAGAGAGCUGGAGCAGGGCUCUACAACCUGGGGAACAUGUGCUUCCUCAACUCCAUCCUGCAGUGCCUGACGUACACACCCCCUCUGGCCAACUACCUGCUCUCUCGGGAGCACAGCCAGUCGUGUCACCAGCAAGGCUUCUGCAUGAUGUGCAGAAUGGAAGCGCACGUUAACAAGGUGCUGCAUUCCUCAGACAGUGCCAUCCAGCCUUGGGAUGUCCUCAGUGUUCUCUCACGAAUAGGAGUACAUUUCGAGCUCGGCGUGCUGGCAGAUGCCCUUGAGUUCUUAUGCUGUACUGUCAGUGCCAUGCAGACAGCUUGUCUGAGUGGGCGCAGCAAGUAA
Tyto alba (common barn owl) is the source of this 540-nucleotide messenger RNA. RefSeq names its product ubiquitin carboxyl-terminal hydrolase 42-like. Gene Ontology annotation, cellular component: cytosol; nucleus. The coding region runs from base 1 to 540 and encodes 179 amino acids. The transcript is spliced from 4 exons. Gene Ontology annotation, biological process: protein deubiquitination; regulation of apoptotic process. The record is from RefSeq and is a predicted model, not a curated record. NCBI's taxonomy places the organism in Eukaryota, Metazoa, Chordata, Aves, Strigiformes, Tytonidae. Gene Ontology annotation, molecular function: cysteine-type endopeptidase activity; cysteine-type deubiquitinase activity.